Molecule: messenger RNA, 1020 nt
Organism: Acipenser ruthenus (sterlet)
Lineage: Eukaryota; Metazoa; Chordata; Actinopteri; Acipenseriformes; Acipenseridae
Product: zona pellucida sperm-binding protein 3-like
Exons: 6
Coding region: 335-838 (167 amino acids)
Source: RefSeq, a predicted model, not a curated record
AAUGGACUGGGUUUGUGUUGUAUUAUUUUUUUAAUGCUGUGCUGUCUCCAUGCUUCCUGUUCCAGAUAACUGGAGUGGUCCCAGAUUCUCCAAUGUCCUCUACCUGGGUGACCUCCUUCACGUCGAUUCUUCUGUUGCUGUCGACAACAAUGUGCCGCUGCGGCUCUACGUCGACAGCUGCAUCGUGACAACAAGGACUCUGUGCCCAGAUAUGCAAUCGUGGACAAGCUUGGCUGCCUGAUGGAUGGCAAGUCUCCAGACUCCUCCUCUUCAUUCACUAGACCUGCUCUGAACAAGCUGCGCUUUGACAUCACUGCUUUCAAGUUCCAGGAGCAUGAUCUACAUGACUUGCACACUGAGGGCAGUCAAUGCUGACAAACCAGCUGAUGCCUCCAACAAGGCCUGCUCCUAUCGGAAGCAAACCUACAGGUGGGUCUCUGAGGACAGCUCCUCUGCAAUGUGUGGGUGCUGUGACGCUGGCUCCUUCUCUGGGACACCCUGGUUCCUCACAGGCCCUCUUCCUCCCCGGCAAAGUAAGAGCUACAGGAUUCCUGCCGAGAUCAACCAGCCCAACUGGAGCGGAAAAUGGCUUCAGAAGAGAGCGGCUCCUCUUGAUCCAGCUGGCCAGGACCCUCGAGUGCAUGUAAAGGAGAUCACCAUCGGCCCCCUGACCGUGGUUCAUGUGGUCCGAGAUCAUGCUGUCCUGCUCAUUAAGGAGUCCCUGUACCACCCCCUGCAGCUUGUGGAAGAAAUGCAGGAGAUCGGCCUGCUUCCAGUAGCUGUGACAGUCUUGGGUCAGUUUCUGCUGUGGUGUGGGUUACAGUCUUUAAAAGCCUGAUACCUGCAAAAACUUCAAUCUUGUUAGCUGGGCUCCCAUCUCUGCAUUCUCAUUCCCAUGGUCAGUGGGCAAACACAUUUGAACUGAAUCUGGGUCCAUCAAAGAACCGCACACCCUUACAACCGAGGCCUUCCUUGCAAGAGGAUCUAAUGACUUAUAGCACAAAAGGGACAUGCCAGAAC